AUGUCUGGAGAGGCCUGGUUAUACCUGCUUGCGGUUUUAAUAAAUGCCGUCAACCUAUUUCUACAAGUGUUCUUUACGAUAAUGUAUAGCGAUUUGGAGUGUGAUUAUAUCAAUCCUAUUGAUCUCUGCAACCGACUCAACGCAUAUAUUGUCCCUGAAGCCGCCGUACAUGCAUUCCUAACGAUCCUUUUUGUUGUAAACGGAUACUGGUUGACUAUUCUUCUCAACUUGCCUCUUCUGGCUUUUAACGCGAAAAAAAUCUUCGAAAACCAGCAUCUUUUGGAUGCUACCGAAAUUUUCCGGAAAUUAAAUGUCCACAAGAAGGAAUCCUUUAUCAAGCUCGGAUUUCACCUCGUUAUGUUCUUUUUCUAUCUAUACAGCAUGAUCGUGGCCCUCAUUCGCGACGAAUCCCAUUGA
Messenger RNA from Ophidiomyces ophidiicola, 417 nucleotides. RefSeq names its product COPII-coated vesicle protein (gene ERV14). Gene Ontology annotation, cellular component: COPII-coated ER to Golgi transport vesicle; endoplasmic reticulum membrane. Gene Ontology annotation, biological process: endoplasmic reticulum to Golgi vesicle-mediated transport. Bases 1 to 417 code for a protein of 138 amino acids. NCBI's taxonomy places the organism in Eukaryota, Fungi, Ascomycota, Eurotiomycetes, Onygenales, Onygenaceae. The transcript is spliced from 4 exons. The record is from RefSeq and is a predicted model, not a curated record.